AUGUCUACGCUACUAAUCGGAGCUCUUGCUUUGGCUAUCGUUUUUAGAUAUCUUUAUAGGGGGCUUCUAAACCCUCUGUCUCAUAUCCCAGGACCCCCGUUAUCACGAUGGACCGACAUUGCUGUGAGCUACUACUGGUUAAAGGGCAAAAAGACGGUUUAUGUCGAUGAACUACAUAAACAAUACGGCCCUGUCGUCCGCAUCGCCACAAACGAAGUCGACAUUUGCGAUGUCGGCGCAGCAAGAGCAAUUCAUAGAACAGGCGGUCGAUUCAUGAAAUCAGAAUGGUAUAGACUUCUGAUCCCACGCCCUUUCGAGAAUGUUUUCUCUACGCCUGACCCUCAUCUUCAUUCCUCUCGACGACGUCUGCUUGCUUCGCCACUUUCGGAUACGUCCCUGACGCGAUUCGAGCCUCAGAUUCGGCACAUGGUGCAGCUUGCAAUUAGCCAAAUGUCGUGCGAAAUGAAAGUCAAGGGCUCAGUGGAUGUGUUCAAGUGGUGGCUAUUCAUGGCUACGGAUAUUAUAGGAGAGUUGAGCUUUGGUGAAUCGUUUCGGAUGUUGGAAAAUGGAGAGAAAAAUCAAUACAGCCAUGAUCUGGAAUACCUAGGCUCAUUAGCACCUAUACGGACAACAUUUCCCUCCCUCAUCAAGAUCGGCGCUAUUCUCCCUCUACCUAUCUUUAGUAAGGCCGUUCAGGCAGGAACAAGAGUCCACGAAUAUGCACGAGAGUCAGUUGCGCGCCACAAGUCGCUCGUCGCUAAGGAUUCAUCGAACGCCAAAAGUACACUAUUCACAAAACUGGACGACGCAGGCGAAAAAGGCCUUUCGGAGCAUGAGACCUGCAGCGAGGCGCGGGGGUAUAUCGUGGCCGGCAGCGAUACGACCGCAGUAACACUCACCUACCUUGUGUAUGCGGUAUGCCGGGACAGUCAUAUCCGUGAUAGGCUUGUUUCAGAAUUGAUGAGUCUUCCCGAAGACUUCACCGAUAGACAUGCCCGCAAUCUACCAUACUUGAAUCAAGUAAUCAAUGAGACAUUGAGACUCUACACGGCUGUUCCGGGCGUGUUGCCGAGAGUCGUCCCGGAAGAGGGUGUUCAGUUGGCCGGAUUCAACUUCCCUCGAGGGACGAUCGUGUCAACGCAGGCAUAUAGCAUGCACCGAGAUGAGGAUAUCUUUCCCGAACCGCUCACUUUCAAUCCAGAACGGUGGGCUGCGCCCACCAAGGCGAUGAAGGACGCAUCAUUACCAUUCGGAGGUGGAUCUCGCAGUGAGUAUCUUGCAAAAACCAAUCGAUUCAUUGAAGUAGAAGCUAACAAUAGUGUUCGUGUUGAAAAAGUAUGCCUUGGAAUCCAUUUGGCUCGAAUUGAACUGCGGCUUGCCACAUCUCUAUUUUUCCGCGCCUUCCCUUCGGUAAAGAUGUCGACCCAUGAAGGAAUGUGUGACGAUGAUAUGGAAAUGGCAAGCUAUUUCUUGCUUUCCCCUAAGGGACACCAGUGUCUUGUUGAAUUAUGA
Aspergillus affinis is the source of this 1512-nucleotide messenger RNA. Its product is annotated as cytochrome P450. Gene Ontology annotation, molecular function: iron ion binding; heme binding; monooxygenase activity. The transcript has 4 exons. NCBI's taxonomy places the organism in Eukaryota, Fungi, Ascomycota, Eurotiomycetes, Eurotiales, Aspergillaceae. The record is from RefSeq and is a predicted model, not a curated record. Bases 1 to 1512 code for a protein of 503 amino acids.